Emericellopsis atlantica is the source of this 1923-nucleotide messenger RNA. RefSeq lists its product as uncharacterized. Bases 1 to 1923 code for a protein of 640 amino acids. The record is from RefSeq and is a predicted model, not a curated record. Lineage: Eukaryota; Fungi; Ascomycota; Sordariomycetes; Hypocreales; Bionectriaceae. The transcript is spliced from 2 exons.
AUGGAGGACGAAAUCGAGAUGCUCAACCGGCUCGCACCCGGACACGCUCUAGGUGUCGAGUACAGCACGGAAAACGACACCCCCUCGGGCUCAGAAUUCGCGCCUUCUGGCCCACCCAGUCCUAGGGGGGAACCGCGAAUCAACGAGUCUGAGGCUGGCUGUCCGAACCUGAGAUCUCCAAGAAACCCGCAGCGACUGCUUCCGGGAGACGAGAUUGAAUAUGCGAGCGGUAUGCAACUGGCUCCAAAGGGUGUGCUUCACCCACCUGGUUCAAAGAACGUCCAGGACUGGAAUGACUUGAUUCCAUCUACUUACGAGAAUUCGCGGGGCGGCUCCAGACAGAGACACCAACCGGUGUAUUAUCUUGGUGGCUAUCGGUUCGAGUUCCGUCAUGAUCGGCCGCCAGACGAGAAAGCGCUUCAGGGAUAUGUUUUCCGGAGGGUCAUCUUGGAUGGAGAUGCUCCAUAUCCGCACCCGGUGGACAAACCUCACUUGUACAUGCUCAACGCCCUUGCGACGGUGGUGAAUAGCUUGGGCUUUCCACAAGCUCUGGUUGACGAGAUUGGGCUGCAAGUAAAGUCUUCUUUCACCGCACCUGGAUACAAGAACACCAAGUGCAUCGCGGACCACGGCAUUGUGGUGGCGUGGAGAUGUGAGCUACCAUGGUGGGCAGCAUACUUGCUCGCUACUUGGUUCGGUCCUGCUACAUUCCGCAACAGCAGAAUGCACACCAAGACAAUUCAGGAUCGCUACGGAUGGUCUUUCGAAUUCCAUACGAUGCCCUCGUUCCACAUGAUCGUCUGGGACAUCCUCAAUAUCAUCUGGAAGAAGAACACCGACAUCGCCCCCCUGAAUAUCCAUCCUCCAUUCAAGCCACAGCACGUUUUGCCACUAUCGACACCACGGGGGACUGAAGACGACGUAGGAUGGGGUCAGAACGCUAAAGCCGCCGUGGAGUACUACCAAGACUACAUCACGAAGCUCUCGUCUGAGCUCCAAAAGCAAGACAUAGACCUAGAGGAGUGUCUCAAGACGGAGUUUCGCUUUGCCCUAGGUGUUGAUACCCGAGGAAGGGAGCUGACCAGGGAGGAGAAUAUCGAAGAGUUUCUUCCCAAUGAUAUGGACCCCUUCGGUGAGACCGCCCCGGCUGCCAACUGGAACGACCGCAUUCAACGCCUGGCAAGGGGGAGAAUUCGCACAUGUCCUCAGUUCGAGAAUCCCGGCUCCCUGUUCUACUUUGCAAUCCGAGGAGAUAACGAACAUGGCUUGAACAUCGAGAAGACAGCGUCUAGAUUGGCUACGCUUGCGGGCGGGAUGGAUUACCUGGACACUGAACGAGACCAGCAUGAACGGCAGGUGAAGAAGCUGGAGAAAGAGAUUGAAAUCCUGCGGAACGACAAAGCGAUCUUGAGGAAGAAGCUCGAUGAAUCUAGACGGAGGGAGAAAUGCAACGAGAACGAUUACUCCAAAUCCACGGCAGAAUUCAAUUCUCUCUGCACGAAAAUUGGGCGGUUGAUCACGGAAGCCCAAGGCAGCGUCGAGCAGGCCAAGAGAUCCACGAAGGCCUCGGCCCAGCCAUUCGAAAGCGAGGCCCCUACCCGCAAGGCUUUCAAUGCCAAGAAGGUAUUCACUGGCAGGAAUUCUGGUCACAAGGCCCCCGCGCACGAUUCUGAUGACGAGGACAUCUAUGAAGAAGGUGAUCUGGGCGAUCUGCUGCCGAUUUGGCGUCCGUCAGCCAGGGCUAGCAAGAACCCAUAUCGUUCUCACACAAAUGAAUCCCGAGGGAGCAUUCCAAACCACAUUCAGGAAAUAGCUAGCCACGUUGCUUCUCGUGGUGCUUCGCAGCGCACUCCGCGCCCUUUGAGCGACACAGAAGGAGACUCGUCUGCCCCUCAGAGGAAGAGGUUCCGAAAGGAUAAGUAG